Molecule: messenger RNA, 2950 nt
Organism: Oncorhynchus kisutch (coho salmon)
Lineage: Eukaryota; Metazoa; Chordata; Actinopteri; Salmoniformes; Salmonidae
Product: methionine aminopeptidase 2
Exons: 11
Coding region: 680-2299 (539 amino acids)
Biological process (GO): proteolysis
Cellular component (GO): cytoplasm
Molecular function (GO): metalloaminopeptidase activity
Source: RefSeq, a predicted model, not a curated record
GAAAAAAUAACAUCGACAAUACAAACCAUCGGAUCACUCCUCUUCUAAAGGUAGAAUGUGGCUCGAGCACGUGAUAACUUGCAAACACAAGUUAUGCGAAACAAAGUGGUCCCGGUCCCCCAGUGCACAGAGAGAGCCCAGCAACUUGAGAUGGACGCGCUAGCACAUAUUUGGAUGAUAAUUGUUCAAGAAAGAAAGUGGUGAUUUUGAUUCUGGCCUGCAUCCCUUAUGGGCCAUUCAUCGAGGACAUCUCAUGUCAACUGUAGGCUAGUGAGUGAUGAUAACAUUUUAUAGACUUUGUCAUUUUAUGUAAUUUUAAUACAGUUUAGAUCAAGGGCUCUCUUUAUUAUUUAUUUGUUACUCAUUUGAACGACUAGUGUCAUAGUGAUAAUGUGUAUGUACAUUUGAUCAUCUAUUUGACUUUGAUAAUACAUCAUAUUCCAUUUCAUACUAUAUCUUGAAAUGGGUCAACAAAGUUAGUAUAGAAUCGCAAACUCAGGGUCGCCAAACAGCAUUUAUGCACUAGCCUACACUCCUUUCUUGUCAUUAAGAUCGGACGUGUUUAGUUUUCUCUUUUGAGGUCAAGAAGUUGCACAAAGUGCCUACUUCUUGACCUCAAAACAGAAAACUAAACACGUCCUAUCUUAGUGACAAGAAAAGAGUGUAGGCUAGUAUAUAAAUGCGGUUUGGGAAGUCUGAAUCAUUAAUGGCUCAGCUGCCUCUACCGGGGCAGGCAGGCAGGCUCUCCCUUGAGCACAGCCAGCCACAGGCUGCAGCUGAUGACUGUUUCAGAAUAUGUCCACUGGAGGCUCCCAGCAGUUCAUGCGUCACUUCAUUCCUGCCGCUGAUCAUGGCGGAGCUCGAGACAAUGCAGUCUGAACUGGAGGCGCCCGAAGUUCUCAAUGGGGACGCCGGCGAGAACGAUGAGAAAGAGUACGAGGAGCCCUCGGAAUCAGGGAAGAAAAAGAGAAGAAAAAAGAAAAAGAAUAAGACUGCUCCUCCAGCAGGGACAAAUGAGGCUGAGGGGGAUGGAGAUACCGGAGGAGGUGUUGGUGAUGUGACGAAACAGUUGGAGCAGCAAGCUCUGCUGGAGGACAAAGAGAAGGAGGACGAUGGAGUGGAUGAUGGAGAAGAUGUUGAGAACUCAGCAGGGAAAAAGAAAAAGAAGAAGAAGAAGAAGAAAGGAGUGAAGGGACAGACUGACCCUCCCUCCAUCCCUAUUUGUGAGCUGUAUCCCAGUGGAGACUUCCCAAAAGGAGAGGAGUGUGAAUAUCCCCCAUCUAAAGACGGGCGCAGUGCAGUGUGGAGGACCACCCACGAGGAGAAGAGGGUCCUAGACAAGGCUAACGAGGAGAUGUGGAAUGACUUCCGUCAGGCUGCCGAGGCCCACAGACAGGUCCGAAACUACGUCAAUACCUGGAUCAAACCUGGGAUGACCAUGAUUGACAUCUGUGAGCGGUUGGAGGGUUGUAGUAGGAGGCUAAUCAAGGAGAAUGGUCUGAAGGCUGGCCUGGCAUUCCCCACUGGCUGCUCCAUCAACCACGUUGCUGCCCACUACACACCCAACGCUGGAGACCCCACAGUACUGCAGUAUGACGACGUCUGCAAGAUAGACUUUGGCACGCACAUCAACGGUCGAAUCAUUGACUGUGCCUUUACCGUGACCUUCAACCAUAAGUAUGACAGACUACUGGAGGCUGUGAGAGAUGCUACCAACACAGGCAUCAAGUGUGCAGGGAUAGAUGUGCGUCUAUGUGACGUGGGUGAAACCAUCCAGGAGGUCAUGGAGUCUUAUGAGGUGGAGAUAGAUGGGAAAACAUACCAAGUAAAGCCAAUCAGGAACCUCAAUGGCCACUCCAUCGGACAGUACAGGAUACACGCAGGCAAGACUGUUCCCAUCGUCAAGGGAGGAGAAGCUACCAGGAUGGAGGAAGGUGAGGUGUACGCAAUCGAGACAUUUGGCAGCACAGGAAGGGGAGCAGUUCACGAUGACAUGGAGUGCUCACAUUACAUGAAGAACUUCAAUGUUGGACACGUGCCAAUAAGACUUCCCAGGGCCAAGCAUCUGCUAAACGUGAUCAAUGAGAACUUCGGGACAUUGGCGUUCUGCCGCCGCUGGUUGGACCGGCAGGGAGAGAGCAAGUACUUGAUGGCCCUGAAGAACCUGUGUGACCUGGGUAUCAUAGACCCGUACCCGCCGCUCUGCGACACAAAGGGCUCCUACACCGCUCAGUAUGAACACACCAUCCUGCUCAGGCCCACUUGUAAGGAAGUGGUGAGCCGGGGGGAUGACUACUGAGCAUUUUCCGUAGGCCGGCUGACCUCAAACCAGGAAGAACGGGAAGAGAAAGAAUGAGAGAAGAUAAAUCAGGGUCCUGUUCAUUAGGGCACAGAACUUUUGUAAAUGUUUUGCAACAGAAAAUGAUAUUGAGUGUUUCUUAUUGGACAAGUCCAGUUAGUCCCUCUGUGUUGUUUUUUCUUCUUCUUCCGUUUGGUGCCUAAUGAACACAACCCAGUAAAACACAGACAGGAAUCCUCACUAGACAUUUAUUCAACGUUGUUGUGACGUAAUUUUAAGUUGCCUAAAUCCAAACCUUCAGUAGCUUCAAGAGUUUUAGCAAGAGCAUGAGACUGGUGUCAAGGAAGUAGCUUACUUAUGACAUGUAUUAUUUCAAAGGAUCAAGCCAAUAAAUAAGGGCAUAUAAAAAGCAAGAAAUAUAAUCUUGACAUUUUCUUUAUCAUACUUACUUGAUUGCUAUAUUGCUUAUUUAGAAUAAAAUGAAAUAUGCAAAAUUGCUCCCUCUGUUUUGGGUGGACACCUCAAUAUAUUACUUAAUAGUGCAAAGCUUCAAUGCCUUGGAAAGAACCUGUGGAAAAUAUAUAUACCUGCUAUGAAAGUAUUUAUAUUUCUAUAUUUUGUUUAUCUGCUGUAUUUUUAUUUUGAGGCCAU